This is a messenger RNA of Leucoraja erinaceus (little skate), 5938 nucleotides long. RefSeq names its product alpha-kinase 2 (gene alpk2). The record is from RefSeq and is a predicted model, not a curated record. The coding region runs from base 1458 to 2063 and encodes 201 amino acids. The transcript has 5 exons. Gene Ontology annotation, molecular function: protein serine/threonine kinase activity; ATP binding. NCBI's taxonomy places the organism in Eukaryota, Metazoa, Chordata, Chondrichthyes, Rajiformes, Rajidae. Gene Ontology annotation, biological process: protein phosphorylation.
AUCCAAGGUGUGGGGCAGGCUUCAGACUGACAUAGUGGUACCACUAGGACACGGGCUGGGCAUCAGCAUGUUCUUGCCCACUGAGUCAUAGUAAAAAUUUGAAGCAACGUUUUUCACCCUUGCUCUGAAGAAUGAUCGCAACUUAAAAUGUCAUCUUCCCAUUUGCCUCCCCAGAAUGAUUAAUUCCUCCAGAAAUUGUUGUCUUUUUGCUUAAAAUUUCAGUAUGUGCAGUUUCCCGUGCUCCCAUUUAAAUCCUUAAUAGGUAGCUUGUCGUAGUCAAGAUUAUCUCCUGAAAUAUGUGCUGAACAGCUAAAAUCACCACAACACAUGCAAAAAUGUUACUGAUAUUGUCCUGUGCUGAACAUGACUCAGCCUGCUUCAUUGAGUGGUACAGCUGGGAUAGCAAUUCUUGCUGAAGCUUACCCAACUACACCAACAUUUGUAUAAAAAACACCAAACAUUUGACAUGAACAUGUGCCCAAACUUGACCUUCCAGCAGCUGGCACCCUUCUAUCUUCACCACGAUGUGAAAAAAGACAAAUUUAAUUUGUAAAAACACAGCAAGUUCAUCUUAUUUAGCAAGAAAUACAAAUUGAUAAUGUCUGUGUAUGUCUACAUUUUCCUCAGAUAUGCAACUUCCUCAAAACUCCUAGUCAUACUUAUGGGCCUGCCCCACUUACGCAAUGUUUUCGGCGACUUGCCGGCACUCGUUAUAGUCGCAGCAGUUCGCCGAAAAUUUUCAACAUGUUGAAAAUCCAGCGGUGACCAGAACAAGGUAAGACUCUUUGGGUGACUACUCACGACCAUACAGGCUUCAUCCCACAACAUGUCGCCAGGAUGUCGCCUGUAUGGUCGUGAGUAGUCUCCUAGUAGCCCAGAGUCGUAGCGUCUUUCUGGUCGCCGCUGAAUUUUCCACAUGGUGAACAUUUUCGGCGACCUCCAACGACCUAGGACGGGUACCAGCUGUCGCCAAAAAAGUUGCGUCAGUGGGACAGGCCCAUGAGGCUUUGUGUCCAGUUUAUUAUUGUGUUGAAACCAAACAACUCAUAGUCAAUAAUAUUAGAUUGAUCUCCUCUCUUGUGUCAAUAAUAUUAGAUUGAUAUCCUCUCUUGUGCCUAUGUUAUCUUUCUCUGUACUUCUUUAAAGGAGAGAACAUUGAGUUAUUACAACCCAUCAUUGAAAAGGAGCUCACAAGUGAGUGUAAUUUUCAGCCCAAGAUACGUGGAAGUAUUGCAACAGACGAAUUGCAUUUUGGUGAAGGAUUGCACAGAAAAGCAUUUCGGACAAAAGUUAUUUAUGGCCUCGUACCUCUGUUCGAUCCUGGACACAGCUGUGUCUUAAAAAUUCACACUUCCAUUUCAUAUGGGACCAAAACAAAGAGCGAGAUCAUACAACGGAACUAUAUAUUGGCUGUACAGGAAUGCCAUGUCCAGAACGCUGCUCGGCAAUAUGGCAACAUGUUUUCAGCAGUGGGGACACUAUUAGAAGGCUUCGGGGAAGCACCCGAGAUCAUUCCCAUAUAUCUCAUACAUCGCCCAGCAAACAACAUCCCUUACGCAACCGUAGAAGAGGAAUUAAUAGGGGACUUUGUUAAGUAUUCAGUGAAGGAUGGCAGAGAGCUGAAUGUUGGUAGAAAAGAUUCUGAAGCUGGUCAGAAAUGCUGUACAUUCCAGCACUGGGUAUAUGAAUGGACAGAAGAAAAACUCCUUGUUACUGACUUGCAAGGUGUAGGAAUGAAAUUAACUGAUAUUGGAAUAGCAACUUGCAGCAAAGGGUACAAAGGAUUUAAAGGAAAUUGUUCCAUUUCCUUUAUUGAUCAGUUCCGAGCUCUUCAUCAGUGUAAUACCUACUGUAAAUUGAUGGGUCUGAAAUCUCUGAAGGAAUCACAACUCAAGCCCAAGAGGAAUCCGCCAAUGAAGGCACCACUGUCAAAACCUGCCCCGUGCGCAACAAAGAAAAUGCUGGUGAUCCCACGAAGCACAAUAAGGAACUUCUCAUCUCAGUCAAAGAGCAUAUCAGGAGACAGAACUAUUCCAAAACAUUUACAGCCCUGGAAACAUUGAUGCCUGCUGUCUUAUGAGCCAUAUAUCUUAUAAUAGCUGUUACGUUGUAUUUCAUUGUCACCAAUGAAGCAUUUUGUCAAAUUUAUCAACAAUUAAUUAAAUAAAUGCAAGGGUGACAUUAUUUACCUUAUCAUCCAGUAAGGAACUGUAUGUGAAGGAAGCAAAGUAAUUAAAUACCAUGCUAGCUAUACCUAGCUCCAUACUCCAUUCAGGUGUGCCACGAUGUGAGCAUGAGAUCAGUGAAUGUACAUCCGUCCAGUGUUAAAUAUUAUCACAUCACCGGUAGAUGAACUUCAAGAUGCCGCAAUCUCGAUCUGGUAGAAGGUGAAGUUUCCUUUCAAGCACCCCCAAUAUCUAUCACUUUCACUGCUAUCGGUCUUGUAUAGUUUUAUUGAUUCUAUUAUUUUAGUACAUCUCUGCUCCUGCAAUCUUGUUUUGUUCUGUAUUAUAUACUUCCUCCGCAUCCAGCAAUUUCCCGCAAUGUUGAGAAUUUAAAUUUAUUUUUGCUUGCUCAAAAUGCUGGAAUUCCUCUCUUCCCUCAAAUUGUCCUUCUUCCUCUUUAUUUUAAAACCACAAUAUAGGUUCUGUAUAUAAUCAUUUCAUCCUCCCUUUUAUUUUUAAAUUGCAACCUUAAUCUCUUGAGAUAUGGAACAUAACUUUUCUUAGUUUUAAACAGCGGCAAAGCCAACGCUAUCUAUGACCUAACUUGAAAGAGUUCAACCCAGUCUGUUAGAGACUGAUAGUCAAAAACCCUACAGAUAUUGAAAAUCCAAAAUAUAAAUAAAAAUCUGACAAAGCAUCGUGAUUGCAAAACAUUUACUCUGUUUCUCUUUCCAUAAUUUGCCUGAUCUGUUGAGUGUUUCUAGCAUUUUCUAUUUUUUGUUGUGGUUCUAAAAUUCUCAGUCUAUUUAUGAAUUUUUCAAUAACAGUACAUAAAAAAAGAAAAAAAGUGUUAUAAAAUCCAAACCACCUGCUAUGUUUUUGUGGUGCAUGGUUAUCCCGUUCUUUUCAAAUAAUUGAGUUUAUUUUUUGUUUAUUCGUGAUUGUGAUAUUGCCUAGUGAACUGGUGUCACUUUCAGAUUAAAAUUAAUCACUUACAGCUCUCUUUCAUACACAUAUACCAUUUGACCGAGGCCCUACAUAAUUUUAACAUUCUGUUACCAUGUUGAUUUUUAAAAUAAUGCAUCACAAAAGCUACUUCCUGACCCCCUCUGCAAUAUUGGUUACUUCUUCCCACUCUUUUUUUUGCCAUUAACACCCUAAUACAUUCCAUCCGAAUCCAACACUUAAGAAUUUUCCCUGUUGAUCACUCAUUUUCUACUUUAUCUGAAGGCCAACACAUUCAGAAUUUCACUUGAAUUCAAGACCAGCAGAAAAGCCAUUACAGGGAAAUGCCUGGUUCAAAUUUAAACUUUUUAUUCUUGGACAGCAGUACAGGAAAGGUUUAAUUUGAAAGAUCAUCGAUGGAGUCAGACAGCAUGGAAAUAGACUGUUUGGCUCACCGUGACCCCACUGAUCAUUAAUCUAUUUGCCUUAUAACUAGUUUUAACACGAAUUCAGUGUGCUGCAUUAUGAUAAGGAUCAUAGGAAAAUAUUGUUUAAAAAAAUUGUCAAUUAUCUCGUUUAUGUGUGAAAUAUUCAAUUUUCAAAGUUCCCACCUUUAUUUUGAAAUGCCUGCAUGUCCUCACCUGUCUUUUUCUCUGUUUUAUCCUCCAUCCCCACACCCAUAGAUCUCCAGUUCUGGUCACGAGCAUCCCUACUUCUAAUCACUGCACCAUCAUCGGACAUGCAUUCAUCUUACAAUCCCCUACCCUCUGAAAUCCAAUCUCUGUGGCUCUCUUCUAUUUUCCCUUUAAAUUCUUCAACCAAGCUUGUAGUUGCCUGCACAAGAAUCCAUUAUUGUAUUUUAGUACUAAUGUUUAUUUGAUAAUAGAUAGAAGUGCAUGGAACAUUUUUAUUUGAUAAAGGUGCUGGAUAGAUACAAGACAUUGUUAUUGAUGGUGAAAUAUAUAUUAUAUUCAGUAUUGAACAAUGAACAUAAUAAGUUGAGAAAGUAAAUUAUAUCCGUCAAUACCAUUUCUGGGUUGUUCUCAGAAUUGUAGUCAAUAGAACAAUGUAAUAAACAAUAUGUUAAUCAGUGUUCAGUUUGCCUGCUGCAUCAAUAUUUCAUCAUAAACCUCUAACAUAACCUGGUGCGACACUACUUCAGAAAGAAGGUCCUUGUAACCCCACAGAUUAUGGUCACCAGGCCAUCAUUUCACAGACCAUCUCAGGCUACUUUUCAGAAAGUACCUUUUUCUUAACCCUCACUAACAAAACCAAAUCAACUAAUUUUAUUACAAGACAUUAUAAUAUUCAACACCCUCUCAUGAUAUAGCAGUCUGGUUAUCUUUUAUUAGGCCUAAUUUUUCGUAUGUGCCUUUCUACUCCUGGAAGCAAACUAAUAAGAACCCUGAUGGAAUGAAAUCAAUGGCCAAACAAUGUUUCAUGACAAAUUUCACCCAUUCCCAGUCCCAAUUUUUAACAUUGAAAUAUAAAUUUGAGUGGUCCUGGUGGGUGUAAGAAAUUGAAACUUGAGGAGGCCAAAUGGCCCUUUCAGUCGGCUUUGCCAUCAAAAAAAUAUUGUUUGUUGACCACUUGCUCACCUGCUCUUCAUAUUUUCUGGUGUUUAAUCUAACACUCAGAAAUUAAAUAGAAUGAGUGAUCUUCUACAAACUUUUGGGAAAAUAAAUUCUAAAGAUCCAAAGAAUUUCUUCUCACUAAAUUUAAAAUUUUUUAACUGACUGGUUAGCACGCGACAAACGUUUUUCACUGUACCUCAGUACACGUGACAAUAAACCAAACACAAAUUCUAACCUUGGUACACGUGGCAAUAAACUAAACUAAACUAACUAAAUUCCCCUGAGACUCUGCCUUUUAUUUCAAGAUUUCCCAAUGAGAUGGAACAGUCUCUUCGCAUCUACACUGCCAAACUUUCUCUAAAUCUUGCGUAUCUCAAUUAAGCCAUCUCUCAUUCUUCUGAAUGCCAGUGAGUAUCAGCAAUCUUAACUAAUCUCCCCCCUUCCUGAAAUCAAAAUUUAAUUAAUCAAUACUGCACUACCAUCAAACCAACAAGAUCUGCCUUUUGGCAUGAAGACCGAAACUGCAUACUGCACUGCAAAUGAGAUUUACUUGAAGCUUUAAAAAAAAUUGCACAGGACAUCCUUACUUUUGUACUCCAUCUCUUUUUAAUAACAUUCAACUUAUAAUUCGUUUUUGUUCCUAAUUGCUUAAUAUAUCUUCCAUGUUUACUUUCAAUGAAUGUAGUGUAUUUUGUUAGGCCAACUGAAUGGAUACCAUGAGUAGAAAGAAGAUAGACACAGUGCUAAACUCAGUGGCAAUAAAUGGCAAUAAAAAAUCUGGACAGAAGGAAUGGGUGGCGUUUUAAGUGUCGAGACCCUUCUUCAGACUGAUGUCAAAGGAGAGUGAGGUACAUAGAUAAGGAAGUGUAAGGUUUGAAAAUAGGACAAAGGGAAUGAGGAGGUGUCUCAACCCAAAACAUCACACAUUCUUUCUCUCCAGAGAUGCUGCCUGUCCCGCUGAGUUACUCCAACAUUUUGUGUCUAUCGUCGGUUUAAACCAGCAUCUGCAGUUCCUUUCUACACACCGAUUAGAAUGAGUUCUCUGCCCCUAAAUUGGUAACUCAAAAGUGCCUCCCAAAUGACAUUUACUUACAGGGCUAACAACUUUACUUGUGACUCAAGUUCAGCUCUUUGUGUAGCAGAUGAAUUCAUUCAGAUGUCAAUCAAUACAUCUAUCUUCAUUGUAGUUUUGUGCCCAUAAUAACCACAUUGCAUAUUUUCCAAACAUUUCAAUUGGUUGAGGCUAUUAUUGUA